This is a messenger RNA of Moesziomyces antarcticus, 357 nucleotides long. RefSeq lists its product as uncharacterized. Lineage: Eukaryota; Fungi; Basidiomycota; Ustilaginomycetes; Ustilaginales; Ustilaginaceae. The transcript has a single exon. Bases 1 to 357 code for a protein of 118 amino acids. The record is from RefSeq and is a predicted model, not a curated record.
AUGCGCCUUCAGUUGCCGCAAUUCGAGCCGGUCAAUGCGGGUGCGGAUCACCAACAAGUCCGGCGCGGCCUCGAGAACAAGACCGGCAGGCUCAACAAGCGGUUCGUCUCCCUCAUGGGCGAGGGCGAGAUGUGGCGUCAGCAGUUGGACAAGACCCAGCAGCGCGAUCUCGAGUACGUCCAGGCGCAGACCCAGCUCAGGGAGACCGUGCAGGCUCGCAAAAGGGCCCAGGGCGAGCUGCUCCGCAUGCGCACCGCCGUGGAGAGCUCGAGAGCCCGACCGCCCUUCGUCAGUGUGAGCGCGUGGGCGCAGAGAAAGUCCGCCAAGAGGGGUAAGCGGGCGUGCGGCUAUUCCUGA